AUGAGUGAGAUGUCAUUCACCAUCUCACAUGCUCUUCACAGCAUUCAGUACAACCAAACACUCUUGAAGACCUGCAUCUUAAUCAAUAGUCGGAUGUACCCUGAACACCUCUUCACUAUACCUGACAUGCAGGUGACCAUGAAGCCUACAACCGCAAUAGCUGCUGAGACUCAACUUCUCUGGAUGGUUGAAUCUGGAUUCACUCAGUCUCGGGUUGCCAUCAUGACAAAAAUGGGGGAUAUUCUUCUAUCGCACAAAGAGCUCCUCCUCAUUCUUAUGAUCUUGGUCAAAGAAAGGAAGAAAUAUGUCUCCCCUGCAGCAAACUCCAUUACUUGGAACCAGACACGUGAAGAGGGAUUGUUAUUUGGGCCAGUAGUAGCAAUGGGGCAUGAGUGGAUUGACAUUGAGUCUGUUGAAUAUUUUGUAUGGGUGAAGUCUGGGGAUCAGCAUAUCGAUUUGACUGCUGCUCCCACAGUGCAUGGUACACUAUUUCCCAAUAUUGACAUGGACAAUGUGACUGACACAUUGAAUGAUGGUUUGGAUCAUGUGAAAGCCACAAUGAGCAGCACCCUUGACACCAUUGAAUCCGCCAUAGAUCAUCAGCAUCUCCUCACUCCCAGUGCACUUACAUUCAAUUGGAAGCUCGACAGUUCCUCUAUGUCAGUUGCCAUUUAUGAAACUGCCUACUUCUACUACUGUGAUUGGUGCCAUCACCAAUUCUCUGGCACAAAAUGUUGUUGUGUGGACAAUCCUACCAUGGAUGAGAGUACCAGACCCUCAACCAGGAGAGCAUUAUCCUCUGGACAUGUCCAGGCAGAUAACCCAGAGAACACCAAACCCUCAACCAGCCAUGAAUCCAUCUCUGACACAAGCAACGAGACUGUUUCCUCUUCAGAACUAGCAACACCUGGAACUGAGUCUUCCUCUGAACUUAGUGAUGAUUCAGAUGUCUAG
Messenger RNA from Suillus paluster, 954 nucleotides. RefSeq lists its product as uncharacterized. The transcript has 3 exons. NCBI's taxonomy places the organism in Eukaryota, Fungi, Basidiomycota, Agaricomycetes, Boletales, Suillaceae. The record is from RefSeq and is a predicted model, not a curated record. Bases 1 to 954 code for a protein of 317 amino acids.